AUGGGUUCCAACGAACCCGCUGCGCAAGGAGAGUGGACUCCAUGGACAGUUCUAUCGACUAUCCCUCAUCCCAUCGAAGAAAACAGCUCCUCCCCAGUCCCAUUCUUCCAUCUUUUGGAGCGCCUCAAGACCACCAAGCGCGAAGGCUGGCGUCGCUUUGGUCUAGACUGCGCCGAGUCGAUUUCAGAUCACAUGUACCGCAUGGCCAUCAUUACUAUGCUCGCUCCUCCAUCCUUAUCCUCGCGACUGAAUGUUCCGCACUGCACAAAAAUGGCCCUGAUCCACGACAUGGCCGAGUCCCUAGUCGGCGAUAUCACCCCCGUCGAUAAAUCCGUAUCCAAGACCGAAAAGGCGCGACGUGAGGGAGCAACGAUGGACUACAUCGAAUCGACUCUAUUGCGAAACGUGCCCGGAGGCACGCUUUCCGGCGGAGAAAUCAGGCGCAUAUUCCAGGAAUACGAGGACAACCAGACCCUCGAAGCGCAGUUCGUCCAUGACGUCGACAAAGUCGAACUUCUCCUGCAAAUGGUCGAAUACGAACGCGAACACGGCAAGGAUCUCUCCGAAUUCGCACACGUGGCGAGUCGCAUUACGUUGCCAGAAGUCAAGCAAUGGGCCGACGCGGUCAUGAAGGAGAGGCAACACGUUUGGAAUAAGGCGUAG
Molecule: messenger RNA, 663 nt
Organism: Talaromyces proteolyticus
Lineage: Eukaryota; Fungi; Ascomycota; Eurotiomycetes; Eurotiales; Trichocomaceae
Product: putative HD family hydrolase
Exons: 2
Coding region: 1-663 (220 amino acids)
Cellular component (GO): cytoplasm
Molecular function (GO): 5'-deoxynucleotidase activity
Source: RefSeq, a predicted model, not a curated record